UAUAUAGCAGAGAUACCAUUCUAUUGAGUGGCAAAAACGUGAAAGCAUUGAUCACCUUUGCUACCAGUUAUAUUCCUCGAGUAUAAAAGUACGACAUAAACGAAUUGCAUACAUACUUCAAGUGUACGUUUUAUGUGAAGAGCGUGGUUUCUUCCGUCCAUACUUCUAUAUUCAUUCUUGUACGAACAGUGUAUUACGCAUUAUCAUAAAACAGUGAAACGUGAAUGUCGAAGAUCAGAUGAAUAAAAGAAGAUAAACCAGUAUAAGCGAUCUCUUAGUGUUGCGUUGUAUAUAACAUCCAAACUUGUCUAUGAACGUGAAUUAUUUAAUAUUCUUUUCUUCUAUUUUCCCAUAAAUUAAUAUAAGGAAUACAUAAAGAAAAAAGGCUCCUAUCGCAAGAUCACAAGUGCUAUAGUGUCUGGCAAAAAAAUGAGGUUGCUAAUCGUAUCUCUAGUCUUUGUGGCGAUGAUCACUAUUGCGAAAACACAAAACGAAUACGCGACCAAACCAGGUUCGUGUCCACCUGCCUUACCUGUGCAGUUCUGCGGACGAUCCUGCUACAUUGACGCACAUUGCGCGGGAAUCGGCAAAUGUUGUCAGACUCGAUGUGGAGGCUCCAUUUGCUCCAUGCCCGUCACGAUGACGCGAUCCCAAACAGAGAAACCAGGAUCUUGCCCAUCGGUACCGACAGGAAGAUGGGUAUGCACAUCGACUUGUAAUGGCGACAACGAUUGCAAAGGGACAUUAAAAUGUUGCAAAAAUAGAUGUGGAGCCCUAGCCUGUCAAAAACCAGAAAUACAAGUACCCGAAUUCGUCGAAAAUCCAGUUGGACCGAUUGUUCCGCGCUUCGGAAAUGAUUAUAUUGAUUACUAUCCCUAAUCUCGAUUUUUAUGUGCCUAUUACAUUUAUAUAAUAAUUAACAAAUCUAGCACUGAUUUC
Trachymyrmex cornetzi is the source of this 939-nucleotide messenger RNA. Its product is annotated as WAP four-disulfide core domain protein 2. The coding region runs from base 430 to 879 and encodes 149 amino acids. Gene Ontology annotation, biological process: antibacterial humoral response; innate immune response. The transcript has 3 exons. Gene Ontology annotation, cellular component: extracellular region. Lineage: Eukaryota; Metazoa; Arthropoda; Insecta; Hymenoptera; Formicidae. Gene Ontology annotation, molecular function: serine-type endopeptidase inhibitor activity. The record is from RefSeq and is a predicted model, not a curated record.